Molecule: messenger RNA, 2642 nt
Organism: Apodemus sylvaticus (European woodmouse)
Lineage: Eukaryota; Metazoa; Chordata; Mammalia; Rodentia; Muridae
Gene: Amz1
Product: archaelysin family metallopeptidase 1
Exons: 7
Coding region: 295-1797 (500 amino acids)
Biological process (GO): proteolysis
Molecular function (GO): metallopeptidase activity
Source: RefSeq, a predicted model, not a curated record
CUCGCGUGCUGACGUCACACCAGGACCGGUUUGGUCCCCGUGACCCGCACACCAAGCUUCUCUGGGGCAGUUCCGGAGGGCGCGGGGCUGCGAGGGGGCCAGCAGGCUUUCUGCUCACCUUGCUGAGAAACAAGGCAGAAUUAAGCCUCAGUCUCUCAGUCCAUCCUCUGAGAGCCCUGGGCAGCUGCUCUCUAAGCCUGAGAGAAGGUUCUACAAAAGACCGUGGCUGUCCCCUGGGAGAUUCAUGGCCCGGAAAAGGAAAUCAAAGGAGUGGCCGGGGGCCAAACACACACCAUGGUGCAGUGCAAGCCACCCCAGGAGUUCAGCUUCGGACCCCGGGCUCUGAAGGAUGCCCUGAUCUCCUGCGAUCUGACUCUGAAGCAGCUCUAUACCUCGGCCUUCUCCCCGGCGGAGAGGCUCUUCCUGUCUGAGGCCUACAACCCUCACCGGACCCUCUUCAGCACACUGCUCAUUCACUCAGCCUUUGACUGGCUCCUGAGUCGCCCAGAGGCCCCUGAGGAUUUCGAGACCUUCCAUGCUUCUCUGCAGCUCCGGAAGCAGAGCCUGGCCCGGAAACACAUUUACCUGCAACCCAUAGAUCUGAGUGAGGGGCUGGCGGGCUGCCCCCUGCUGGACCACCUUCGGAGCUGUGCCGAAGCUUUCUUCCUGGGCCUGCGUGUUAAGUGCCUGCCCUCAGUGGCUGCUGCCUCCAUUACCUGCUGCUCGAGACCCAGUCGGGACACUGAUGGGCUCCAGCUUCACACAGAUGGCAUCUUGUCCUUCUUGAAGAACAACAAGCCAGCGGACGCAUUGUGCGUGCUGGGCCUCACGCUGGCCGACCUGUACCCCCAUGAUGCCUGGACCUUCACCUUCGGCAGAUUUCUUCCGGGGCAUGAAGUGGGUGUGUGUAGCUUCGCUCGCUUCUCUGGAGAGUUCCUGCAGGCCGGGUCCAGGGUUCCGGACCCAGCUGUGCUGGAGGCCGCAGCAGCUGCAGCAGGUGGCCCCGAGACGCCGCCACACGAGGAAGGACGGUCCCUGUGCUUCAGCGCCCUGGGCAUGGUCCAGUGUUGCAAGGUCACCUGUCAUGAGCUCUGCCACCUCCUCGGCCUGGGGAGCUGUCGCUGGCUCCGCUGCCUCCUGCAGGGGGCGCUUAGCCUGGAUGAGGCGCUCAGGCGGCCCCUGGACCUCUGUCCCAUCUGCCUGAGGAAAUUGCAUCACCUCCUGGGCUUCAGGCUCCUGGAGAGGUACAAGAGACUCCAUACUUGGACUCGGAUGAUGGUGGAGAUAUGGUCUGGUCAAGAGGCUGUGUCAGAGGACACCUUGCCCUUCAGUGCUGACUCAGGCAUGGGCUGCGAGAGUGACACGGAGCCGGCCACCACCCCCUCAGAGCCUGUCACCCCUGAUGCGUGGAGUCACACCUUCCCUGAUGAGCCCGAACCAGUGUCUGAGGAUGGACUGAGCUCUCUCGUGGCCUCGGAAGUGUUGCUCAAACUCGGGGAGCCUGUGGAUGCCAUAGAGGAGUACGGACAGUGGCUGGAUGCGUGCAUCCGGGCCCUGGAGAGGGGCGUGGCUGAAGAGGAGCUGAUCCAGGUGGACUCGGCCGUGGAUGCCCUGGGCCGCUGGGAGAUGUUCACGGGGCAGCUCCCGGAGACCAAGCAGCAUGUGCCCCGUGGCAAGGAUAAUGUAGGAUUGCGCAGGGUGCUGGGGGACAAGUUUUCCUCCCUGAGGCGGCGGCUGAGCUCUCGAAGACUUGCCAAGGCCAGUUCUUCCCACUGCCGCUGGGGAAUGGAGAACUGACCCAGCAAGAUGGACCAUGCAACCCGGGGAGAUCAGCUCCUGCCAUUUUUUUUUCCCUGAGGAUACUAACCAACCAGGGGGCACCCAGUGACUGAGGGUACUCAGGUAUCUUCAGGGUUAAAACAAAGGUUCCCUGGAAGCUAAAGAAAUGCUUCUUGGGUGCUUGACCACAGGGUCCCCCAUGUGUGGCCGGCAGCCAUCGUGUGGCCCGCAGCCAUUGCUGAGGGCGGGAGGUUGCUACAUCCUUACUUCUUCCCUGCAGGAGGGGGCUCUGGUCUGUCUAGUUACUCACAGCGGGAGCUCUGGGCCACCCUGCAGCAUGGGCUAGAUGGCUGUGUAUGUAUGUAUAUUUGUAUCUCUGUGUGUCCGUGCACAUGAGUGCAGUUGCCCACAGAGGCCAGAAGAAGGCACCAGACCUCUAGUCGUCAUUACAGGGAGUUGUAAGCCACCCGUUGUGGGUGUUUGCAGUUGAACUCAGGUCCUCUGCAAGUACAGCACACACCUUUAAUGUCUGAGCCAUCUCUCCAGCGCCAACAUUUUAUUUUGACCUGUGUUGUUCACGCGGGGUCCUUUUCUGUGGCUAGCAUGACUUUCUGCUCACCAGGGCUGGCACAGGUGUCAUUGAGAAACUCCUGAAGAAAUUUGUGCCCUGGGAGGUUGGCAGAAGUGGAGGGAUGUGGUUGGCUGUGGAAGGCAGAGGCUACUUCUCCAACCCCCAGGCUGCGGCUGCCAAACUUCUGCCACCAGUUAGGCCAGUGUGCUGGUUGGGGCUCAGCGCUUUUGUCUUUGAUGACAUUUUUCCUGUGUCCGUCUAUAAAAACUCCUGACAUAGGAUGUUAAAAUUA